Glarea lozoyensis ATCC 20868 is the source of this 624-nucleotide messenger RNA. RefSeq lists its product as uncharacterized. Lineage: Eukaryota; Fungi; Ascomycota; Leotiomycetes; Helotiales; Helotiaceae. The coding region runs from base 1 to 624 and encodes 207 amino acids. The transcript has 2 exons. The record is from RefSeq and is a predicted model, not a curated record.
AUGAGGCAUAUUUUGAAAUGCUCCAGUGCAGCUGUUUUUGCGCUCAGGCUGGUGUUGUUGAGUGCACAAAUGUUGAGCGACGAACUCGAACCCCCUUACGUGCUCCGCAUUGUCGCCUCGGAUGAAUCUAUCGACGGAUCAUUGGUUCUGACGGAUAACAGUGAUGGCAUAGGAUUGUACAUUGAUGGCGAUUCGAAAGUAUAUGGCUCUUCGCCGUGGAUCUUUUCCACCACUGGCCUUCUCAACGAGACUCAGCUCAUGAAUGCCACUACACAACUCAUCAUACUCGGUAUUCGUGGCCAUAUGUGGGAUAUCGAUCCGCUGACGAUGCAAAUGUAUGCUGUUGACAAAGCACAUGCGCAGACAGGAUAUUUGGGUACGCCUUGGCCCUCAGCAUACAACGCUGCGAAAUGGAAGUUUGAUGUUCAAAGAGACGACGAUGGAAGAUGGAUAAUGGGCAGCGGGAUUGGGCACGGAGAGUGGAUGGCAGAUCCGGAUCAGUAUCACCAGAAAAAUGAUACAUGGUCCAUACUUUGGUGGAACAGCACCACUUCUGGGCCAACAACCGAGAACUUGCCCGUUGCUAUUGAAAUUGUAUCCUUAUCUGACCUAGGCAAAGUCUAG